Musca domestica (house fly) is the source of this 6482-nucleotide messenger RNA. RefSeq names its product epidermal growth factor receptor (gene Egfr). NCBI's taxonomy places the organism in Eukaryota, Metazoa, Arthropoda, Insecta, Diptera, Muscidae. Gene Ontology annotation, biological process: positive regulation of cell population proliferation; cell surface receptor protein tyrosine kinase signaling pathway; multicellular organism development. Gene Ontology annotation, molecular function: transmembrane receptor protein tyrosine kinase activity; ATP binding. Bases 1614 to 5714 code for a protein of 1366 amino acids. The transcript is spliced from 5 exons. The record is from RefSeq and is a predicted model, not a curated record. Gene Ontology annotation, cellular component: signaling receptor complex; basal plasma membrane.
AACAAAACAACAUUCGUCAACGAAGUUUUGAAGUAAACGGACGUGUUUUUUUAUUUCUGUGGAGACGAGAUCGCGGUUCGAUUCUUUGUGACUUGGAAUCUUCUGUAGAAUACUUAAACAACAAUAUUAAUGAUUAUUGUGUGAAAAUAAUUACAAAAUAUAUUGUUUGAAUGGAGAAGAAAUAAAAACAACAAGGAAAAUUAAACAAGUGAAUCUUUAAAAUAUUUGUCCAAACCUGAGCGUCGUUUUUUGAUUACGUUGUGAUAAUAUCCGAGUUCGGUUUCCAAUUACUUUGCGUGUUCUCUGGGAUUUUUCGGGUUGUCGUUGUUUACAAAUCGUUGGUCGCUGUGUUCGUUCGUCGGUCGUUCUUGUGUUGCGAGUGCAAAAUAAAGAAAAGUGCAAAAAACGAAGAUAAAUAAAAACAAACAAACCAAUCAUUCAACCCCAUAAUUUUAUUGUCCUUUGUCAAACGGGGAAGAAUUGUCAAAAGCAAAUCAAAAAUAAAUGAAACAUUUGUUUUCAAUAAUUAAAAAAUUUAAUUGGAAUAAAUUGUGAGAGAACGAAAACAAAUUGAAAAUUGAGAGUUAAUGAGACAGCAGCAAAACUCCCAUCGAACAGGUUGAUGCAAAUGCAAACAAGCCAUGAAUAUGAUAAUCAACAGGUGUAAAGCAAAAACAAAUUCAGUGCAAUAGAAAACAAAACAAACAACAAUAACAUUACCGAGAAGCCUCAUUGUAAUAAUCAAAGGAGAAGAAAUAAAGAAACCAAGACUGGUUCAAAAAGAGAUAAAAAAAUAAAAAGGGAAUCCAAACCGGUCGAUUGUUCGUUCGUUUGGUCAUUACAUGGAACGUGAAGACCCAUACCCGUCUGAGAGUUGCAUGCCUGAAUAUGCAUGAAUGCAGGAGAAAAUAAUGAAUGCACUACACAACCUUACCACCAUAACCUGGGGACAAUCGAGGAACAUUAUCGAGUCUCUAUAAGCGAGGUAGCUGUACUGAAACAUUCAAAAUGAAUCUUAGAAUUUUACAACAGCAAAUAAUAUUAACAAUGUCAGAUUUUACAACAAUGCAACAAUAUGCACAACAACAACAGCAGUAAUAUUUGUCAUUAUUUGACAACUUUGUUCAAUGGCAAAUAAUUUCAUUGAGAAAAAGUAAAAAACAAAAACUUAGCUUCCUUCCUCCCCCUCGCAAGGGACACUUUUAGGCUGCCUUUGAACGUUUAAUUUUUUUCGGAAUAAUUACAACAGUUGUCCCAACUUGUUGCGUUACGCUACAUUGAUUUGUGAUUUUUUCGCCAAACAAACAAUUGUUGUUGCGGAUUUUUUCGUGUCGAUUUUUUUCGUUUUUUUUACAAACUUGUGUUAUGCUUCAGUGAUUAUUGCCAAGAAAGCUAUAAAUUUAGAUAACAACAACAAAAAAAAAAAACAAGCUACAAAUACAUUUUUCCAACCUACCAUUAUUAUCGGCGAUAAACAACAAUAAAAUAAGAUAAAAUAAAAUAAUAGAGAAGAAGAAGAGUCUAACGACAAUAAUUUGACAGCGAUUUAAUUAAAUAUUGAUUACUGCUAUCAGUAACAACAACAAACCAACAACAACAACAGCAUAAUCAUCAUGGCCAUCAGAAUCAAGAAUUUGGAAUAUAUUUUGAGUGCAGUUCUACUGCUCGUCGUGUUCUUGGAUUUAACCACAGCCGGCACCCCUGGAUAUGUGGAUCAUGGCGAUACAAAAGUUUGUAUUGGUACCAAAUCCCGUUUAUCGGUGCCAUCGAAUCGUGAACAUCAUUAUCGCAAUCUAAGGGAUCGUUACAAUAAUUGCACCUAUGUGGAUGGCAAUUUGGAGCUGACCUGGCUGCAGGAUGCAAAUUUGGAUUUGAGUUUUUUGGAAAAUAUACGAGAAGUCACCGGCUAUAUUUUGAUCAGUCAUGUCGAUAUACGUCAAGUUGUGUUUCCAAGACUACAAAUUAUACGCGGCCGCACCCUCUUCAAUCUCAAUGUCCAGGACGAACAGUUUGCCUUGUUUGUGACCUAUUCGAAAACGUUUUCCCUGGAAAUGCCUGCCCUGCGUGAUAUCCUACAGGGUUCGGUGGGUUUCUUCAACAAUUUCAAUUUGUGCCACAUCAAGACUCUGGAUUGGAAUGAAAUCAUCUCGGGUCCCCCGGAUAAGUACAAGUACCAUUAUGUCUACAAUUUCACCGUGCCCGAGAGACAAUGCCCCAAAUGCCAUGAGUCCUGUGAGGGAGGCUGUUGGGGUGAGGGACCAAAUAAUUGUCAGAAAUUUAGCAAAAUCAACUGUUCGCCCCAGUGUGCCCAGGGUAGAUGUUUUGGCCCCCGGCCACGUGAAUGUUGCCAUCUCUUUUGUGCCGGCGGUUGUACUGGACCCACCCAAAGGGAAUGCAUUGCCUGCAAGAAUUUCUACGAUGAUGGUGUCUGCAAAGAAGAAUGUCCGCCCAUGCAAAAAUACAAUCCCACCAAUUAUCUGUGGGAGGCCAAUCCGGAGGGUAAAUAUGCCUAUGGUGCCACCUGUGUCAAGGAAUGUCCCGAACAUCUGCUCAAGGAUAAUGGAGCCUGUGUACGUAGCUGCCCUGCCUUUAAAAUGGCCAAGGAUGGAGAAUGUAUACCCUGUAAUGGCCCGUGUCCCAAAACAUGUCCUGGUCGUGCUGUUCUACAUUCUGGGAACAUUGAUUCCUACAAAGGUUGCACCGUCAUUGAGGGCUCCAUAAGGGUGUUGGAUCAAACCUUCUCCGGAUAUCAGGAUAUUUACAAAAACUAUUCGCUGGGUCCCCGCUACAUUGCCAUGCACCCGGAUCGCAUGGAGGUAUUUUCCACAGUCAAAGAAAUCACGGGCUAUUUGGACAUUGAGGGUGUCCAUCCGGAUUUUAAAAAUCUCUCCUAUUUCCGUAAUCUGGAAGUGAUUCAUGGGCGUCAGCUAAUGGAAAGCUAUUUUGCCUCGCUGUCCAUUGUCAAGUCUUCGCUGCAAAGUUUGGAACUGAAAUCGUUGAAGAGAAUCAAUGCCGGUUCCGUGGUCAUACAGCACAACGAUAAGAUUUGUUAUGUCAACGACAUAGAUUGGAGUAAGCUGCAGAAGUCCGGGGAACAUGGAUUUGUGGUGGAAAUGAAUCGCAACAAAGAAGAUUGCAAAAAAAAUGGUUUGGUUUGUUCGGAUCAAUGCAACAGCUCGGGUUGCUGGGGUUCCGGGCCGGAUCAAUGUCUGGAGUGCAAGAAUUUCGAAUUUAAUGGCACCUGCAUAGCCGAUUGUCGUAACAUUACAAACGCUUAUCAAUUCGAUGCCAAGACCUGUAAACAAUGCCAUCCUGAGUGUCGCACCUGUUCGGGGCCAGAUGCCGAACACUGUGACGAAUGUGUCCAUGUGCGUGAUGAGAAUCGCUGCGUUACCGUCUGUCCCGAGAACAAAUUCUCCGACUAUGGUGUCUGUCGCACCUGCCAUGCCACCUGUGAAGGCUGCACUGGACCCAAUAACACCAUUGGUCCGGGAGGCUGUAAGACUUGCAACCUGGCCAUUAUCAAUUCGGAUGGCGACAUAGAACGUUGUUUGCUGAAAAAUGAUAAAUGCCCGGACGGCUACUACUGGGAGUAUGUCAAUCCUCGGGAGCAGGGAAAACUGAGACCCUUGGCUGGCAAGGCCAUUUGUCGUAAAUGUCAUCCACGCUGUGAACUGUGCAGCGGCUAUGGCUUCCAUGAACAGGUGUGUCAGAAGUGUGCGGGCUACAAACGUGGUGAGCAAUGCGAUGAUGAGUGUCCCACCGAUCACUAUGCCGACGAAGUGAAUCGUGAAUGUUUCAUGUGCCACCCGGAGUGUAAGGGCUGUAUUGGACCUGGAGCAGAUGAGUGUUUGGCUUGUCGCAGCUUCAAAAUCUUUGGUGAUGGUGAUCCCUACGAUAAUUCGACUGUCUUUAAUUGUACCUCCAAAUGUCCUCCAGAAUUGUCUCAUGUCAUCUAUCAGGCACCCCACUUGGGUACCUAUUGCUCUUCGGUGCCCAUGAAGGGUUCAAAGCUGGUGGCGGCUGUGGAUAAUUAUAUAUUCCUGGUCAUAGCUGUGGUGGCCUUGGUUGUUGUGCUCGGCACUCUCAGUGUUGUGACCUAUGUUUGCCGCCAAAAGACCAAAGCAAAGACCGAGGCUGUAAAAAUGACGAUGGUUUUGUCAGGUUGCGAAGACUCAGAGCCUUUGAGGCCCUCAAAUAUUGGAGCAAAUCUCUCGAAACUGCGCAUUGUCAAAGAGGCUGAGUUGAGGAAAGGUGGUGUCUUGGGUAUGGGUGCAUUUGGUCGAGUCUUCAAGGGUGUGUGGGUACCCGAGGGAGAAAAUGUGAAAAUUCCAGUUGCCAUUAAGGAGCUGCUGAAAUCCUCGGGAGCCGAAUCAAGUGAGGAGUUUUUGCGUGAAGCCUAUAUAAUGGCAUCGGUGGAACAUCCCAAUCUGUUGAAAUUGUUGGCCGUCUGCUUGACCUCCCAAAUGAUGUUGAUUACCCAAUUGAUGCCCUUGGGUUGCCUUUUGGAUUAUGUGCGCAAUAAUCGUGAUAAGAUCGGUUCCAAGGCCCUACUCAACUGGUCCACACAAAUUGCCAAGGGUAUGUCGUACUUGGAAGAGAAACGUUUGGUUCAUCGUGAUUUGGCGGCCCGUAAUGUCCUCGUACAGACUCCAUCUUGUGUGAAAAUUACCGAUUUUGGCUUGGCCAAGCUGCUGAACAACGACUCCAACGAGUAUAAGGCAGCUGGAGGUAAAAUGCCCAUCAAAUGGUUGGCCCUGGAGUGCAUACGCCAUCGUGUCUUUACCAGCAAAUCGGAUGUUUGGGCCUUUGGUGUGACCAUUUGGGAAUUGCUGACAUUUGGCCAGAGACCCCAUGAGAAUAUACCAGCCAAAGAUAUUCCCGAUCUCAUUGAAGUUGGUUUGAAAUUGGAACAACCCGAAAUCUGUUCCUUGGAUAUUUAUUGCACCCUGCUGUCCUGCUGGCAUUUGGAUGCUGAGAUGAGACCCUCGUUUAAACAAUUGGUCAAUGUAUUUGCCGAAUUUGCCCGUGAUCCUGGCCGUUACUUGGCCAUACCUGGUGACAAGUUUACCCGCCUGCCGGCCUAUACCAGCCAAGAUGAGAAGGACUUGAUACGCAAACUGGCCCCCAGUUUUGAGGGCAGUGAAGGAAUGGCGGAGCCAGAUGACUAUUUGCAACCCAAGGCCGCCCCUGGUAAUCACAACCAGGAAGGUUCGGAAGAUGUACCCAAGCUAAAUAGAUACUGCAAAGAUCCCAUGAACAAGAACUCCUCGAAUGAAAGUGAUGAGACGGAUUCGAAUGCCAGGGAGGUGGGAGUGGGAGAUUUGCGUUUGGAAUUGCCGGUUGAUGAAGACGAUUAUCUAAUGCCAACGUGUCAGAUUAGCUCACAAACCACUCUCAACAACAACAAUGUAACCACCAGCAAUGCCAUGUCGGGAGCGCCUGGAGGCUACAUGGAUCUCAUUGGAGUGCCGGCGAGUGUUGACAAUCCGGAAUAUUUGCUCAACACAUCGGCCAAUUUGAAUGGCCAGGAGGCACCCAUACCCACACAAACUCUCGGCAUACCAGUCAUGGUGACGAGACCGCCCAAUCCGGGACCAACAAUGUUGGAUAUCCCAGUAACGCCCUCCGAACCCACCAGUUCCGAUCACGAAUACUACAACGACACACAAAGAGAGCUACAGCCUUUGCAUAGAAACGAAACAAGGGUGUGAUAGGAUGUGUAAAUGGGGCUCUCGGAUCAAGAACCACCACCACCCCAACCACUGCCCUUGAGUUAGCGACAAAUUCUUGCCCUAGGGUUUUUACAAAACCAGAUACAAAAAAAAAAAAAAGAAAAACAAAAUCGAUUAAGUGCCUUAAACAAAUUGUCUUUCCAAAACGAAGCAAAGCAAUCUUCCUAAAAAGAAAACAGUGUAAAUAGAACAAAUUGUUGUUGUUAAACGGGAAAUAGGCCAAGGGAAGCCGAUGCCACUCCGACGACUGCAUGGAACAUUUAACAAUUGAAUUCAAACCUUAGACGUGCCUCCAUUUAUAUAUAUUUAAAAAAUAAUUAUUUAGAUUUAAGUUAGCCGCUAAGUAAAUAUUUAUUUAUGUAAAAGAAAGUAAUUUGUAAAUUCUAGGAGAAAGCCAACCAUAACUACACCCUACACCCAGAAAUAGUUAACACUAAGUACUUAUGUAACCCAUCCAAGAAAAGCAAAAUUUCGAAAAUUCUACGAUCAAAAAAACAACUUCCAAACGAAAACCAAAAGGUCUCACAUCACCCAGAUGUGGUACUUUGUGUAGGUCUUUCCUCCCCCUACCUCUCCCCCUCCCCUUCACCCCUUUGCCUUUCUAAAGUACUUUCUUUAGUUUCUAAGCUCUAGUUGUUAAAAUCGAACUGUGAUAACCAUUAGCAAAUAAGACACUCACUUUAAUAUUCAUUAUGACAAACAAACAAACAAACCAACAAAAACAAAAAGAAAGAAAAACAACAAAAA